AUGAGAAAUAUAUCAAGUAUAUUCUUGAGAAGGUUCACGACAAUAUGUGAUGCUGGACCAUCUUCAUCGAUCGAAAGUGAGUAAUUUUUUUGCUUGUCUGUUCUCAUCAAAGACAAAAUUAUUAAAAUUAAGAAAAAAUUCUGCCAACAUUGUCGUUUUGUGAAUAUAUAAAAGUGAAAUAUCCGGAAAAGUUGGUGAAAUUAGAUCGACAAGUUGAUGAAUUGAAUGAGCAGCGGAUAGAAAUCAAAAAGAACACAGGAUUUCGUCAUUUUUUCAAGGAUUUAAAUAAUCGUGUGUUGAAAAAUUCGAUGGCUGAAUUAAUAUGUGUCGGAUCAAUGGUUACCAAAUUUGUCAACAAACAAUCAGAUUUCGAUUUUGUGUUUUUUCCAAAAAACGAUGAGCAACGCCGAAAGUUUUUACGAGACUUCCAUCAAAAUCCAAGUUUCAAACAAAAUUUUAUGAACGUUUUUGCAAAACUUCUAGAGAGAGAAAGUCGAAAACUCGGAGAACCGGUUGAAAAGAUUGUAGAAUUGCCAAGAUUACGAGUUCCAUUGUUAAUUAUUCAAUUUGAAUCUGGUUUGAGUAUGGAUAUUCAAUUUCCUGAAGAGAAUUAUCAUGCGAUUCGAAAUACUCAACUUAUUCGAUGUUAUAAACAAUGUGAUGAAAGAUUUACAUUAUUGUUUCUUUGGCUGCGAACAAUUUGUGAUCGAUUAGAAAUUCGAAACAGUAAAUACGGACUUUUAUCAUCUUAUCAUCUAUUGUUAUUAGUUGUGCAUUUUUUGCAAAGCGAGCAAGCUUUAUCGCCUUGGCCAGUUCUCCCGGUGCUCUCAAAAAAUCAUCAAAAUCUAGUAUCGGCAGAUUUGUCUAUUUCACAAGUCGCAGAUUUUAUAAAACAAGAUCCACCAAUCAUUGGUAAGAUAUUUUUAUUUUAUGAAGAUAAUGGAAAAAAUAUUUUUUAUAAUUUUCAGAUUUUCAAUCUCACAACAAAAUGACAAUUUCUGAACUGAUUAUUCGAUUUGUUGAUUAUUAUAGUCAUUUCAAUCCAUCGAAAGAAGCAAUUUAUAUCGAAAAAGGAUUGGCUUUGAAGAGAAAACAAACUUUUGGUGAUGUAAAACUUCAAAUCAUUGAUCCAUAUUCUCCGACGUCAGUUUGCCGAUCUUCUCACGCAGCCACCGCAUUUUUCCAAGCCAUCAAUUUUAUUCGCUCGAAAUUCAAGCAAGGCUAGUCUAAUUUUCGGAUCUUACAGAUUUUUAAUUUUUAAAAAAUUCAGGAGAAAUGAUUGCUAGUCUUCCAACGCUUCCCGAAAGUCAACAGUUUUUACGAGAAACACAUUUUUGUUCAUGGCGACUUCAGAUGAACGACAAAACCAUUUUGUGA
This is a messenger RNA of Caenorhabditis angaria, 1377 nucleotides long. The record is from the annotation of a GenBank genome assembly. Lineage: Eukaryota; Metazoa; Nematoda; Chromadorea; Rhabditida; Rhabditidae.